GCUGCAUGUGAAUUUUAACUGACAAAACCACUCGUGUGAUGUCGGCGCCAAUUUCCUCUCUUCUCCCCUUAACCUUUUCUCUGUUCUCUUCCAUCUUCUCCCCCCGUGACUUAAUAGUUGAGUUGAGAUACCACAUCCACAUCCAAUUAAGAAACCCACGUUCCAAGGACGGUUCGCUUGUUCGCCACUCUUAAAUUAAAUUCGUUUCCUAGAUAGCACAUAGCAGCAGCUGCUCUAGUAUGCUACUACUACUAUAAAACAUCCUCCCUCGAUCGGGGGAUUAACUUUUUAAUUCCCCAGAAAAAAGACUCCCAACAAUGAAGUUGUCAUCUUCACCGUAUUGCCGCCAAUCCCUCUGCCCAAUAUUGGCAGCUCUUUCUUUUCUUGGGCUAUUGCCGGUCUACAAAGCGAGCUACCAUGAGUACGGAGAGGCAUUGUCGAAAUGCAUACUGUUUUUCGAGGGACAGCGUUCCGGGUUCUUACCUCAGGACCAGAGGAUGAGUUGGAGGGGACAUUCGGGGCUGGGUGAUGGGUGGAUGGUAAAAACCGACUUGACCGGGGGCUACUACGACGCCGGUGACAACGUCAAGUUUGGUUUUCCCAUGGCUUUCACCACCACAAUGCUGGCCUGGAGCGUCGUUGAAUUCGGCGGCUACAUGCCUCCCGCUGAAUUAAGGAACGCUCUGGUCGCCAUUAAGUGGUCCACCGACUAUCUUCUCAAGACUGUUUCUCAACCCAAUCGUAUUUUCGUGCAGGUCGGGGACCCAAUUUUGGACCACAAUUGCUGGGAAAGACCAGAAGAUAUGGACACUGCUAGGACUGUCUACACAGUUGAUGCUCCAAAUCCGGCCUCUGAUGUAGCCGCCGAGACAGCGGCUGCUCUGGCUGCCUCAUCCAUUGCAUUUAGGUCGUCAGAUUCCGGUUAUGCUGACAAACUUUUGGGCACUGCCACUAGGGUAUUUGAUUUUGCAGACACGUACCGAGGGGCUUACAGCGAUAACGCAAAUAUUCGGGAUGGAGUCUGCCCAUUUUACUGUGAUUUUGAUGGAUAUCAGGACGAAUUGUUAUGGGGAGCGGCCUGGUUAAGGAGGGCAUCUCAAGGUGAUUCUUACCUCAGUUACAUUCAAAACAAUGGCAAAACACUUGGUGCUGAUGACAACAUCAACGAGUUUGGAUGGGACAAUAAGCAUGCUGGCCUAAAUGUUCUUGUUUCUAAGGAGGUAUUGGAGGGGAGCACGUACAGUCUUCAAUCUUAUAAAGCAUCAGCAGAUAGUUUCAUGUGCACACUCAUCCCGGAAUCUUCAUACUCCCACAUUGAGUACACUCCCGGAGGCCUUAUAUACAAGCCUGGCGGGAGCAACUUGCAGCACGCCACUACAAUCGCUUUCCUCUUGCUGGUUUACGCCAAUUAUCUGGAAAAAUCAUCCCAGACUGUAAAUUGUGGAAGCGUCAGCGCAAGUCCAGCCAUGCUCCGCGCAAUCGCCAAGAGGCAGGUGGACUACAUCUUAGGCGAUAAUCCUAAAGGAAUGUCAUACAUGGUUGGUUACAGUUAUGUUUUUCCGCAACGCAUACACCAUCGUGGCUCCUCACUUCCUUCCGUCAAGGAUCAUCCCCAGUUCAUCGCUUGUACAGAGGGUUCCAUUUAUUUUAACUCCUCCAGCCCCAACCCCAACGUAUUAGUCGGGGCAGUGGUGGGUGGUCCUGGGGAAGAUGAUGCCUACGAAGACGAUCGAGUCGCAUUUCGGCAAUCGGAGCCAACGACUUACAUCAAUGCCCCAUUUGUAGGUGCACUUGCAUAUUUUGUUGCAAACCCCAGUUAGCAUUAGUAGAACGAAGUUGAUUACCAUGAUUUGUACAUAGUCCAUUUAAAUCAGGGAAAAGAUGGUCUCUCAUCUUGUGCCAAGCAAAAAGAGGGAAGAGGCCACGGGUGAGUUUUUCCACUUCUUUAGAUUGGUAAUCAUGAUUACUUACCGUGUCAUCAUGGACUGACGGUUGCUGAGAUUCGAAUUGUAACAU
This is a messenger RNA of Coffea eugenioides, 2016 nucleotides long. RefSeq names its product endoglucanase 24-like. The transcript is spliced from 4 exons. Gene Ontology annotation, biological process: carbohydrate metabolic process. The record is from RefSeq and is a predicted model, not a curated record. Lineage: Eukaryota; Viridiplantae; Streptophyta; Magnoliopsida; Gentianales; Rubiaceae. Bases 318 to 1820 code for a protein of 500 amino acids. Gene Ontology annotation, molecular function: hydrolase activity, hydrolyzing O-glycosyl compounds.